Molecule: messenger RNA, 1948 nt
Organism: Linum trigynum
Lineage: Eukaryota; Viridiplantae; Streptophyta; Magnoliopsida; Malpighiales; Linaceae
Source: the annotation of a GenBank genome assembly
UCCAAAUCUUAAACGUUAUUAUUGGUCAAAUAACCGACAAAAUGCAUAUCCGGAAUGGUCCAACUCUACUCCACCAAAAUUGCAUUGCCUAACCGAACUGGCAAAAGGCUCCGUUCUAUUGUGGAACGCGCCAACCAACCAACCAACUCUUAUAGUGGUUCGGUAAAUAGGGUCGAAACAAAAAUUGUAUGGGCCUUAGUAUAUCGCUUUACUGGGCCUGAACUUUGGACCUCCAAGCAAUCACGUCAGCCCAAGACCAGUAAAUAAAAACAAACCACCACCUGAAAGUCUGAAACGGAAUUCAACUGAAGAGUGAAGAGCCCGCCGUCGCCGGCGAAUCAGUACGACCGUCCUCCCGCCGACGAAAAAUGGCAAUCAGAAUACAUCGCGCGCUCUCCUUCACUACCUUCCUCCUCCGCCGCCGCAACUUCACCGCAUCCGCAGUCGCCUCCGAGCUCCCCACGCUCGAACCCUCCGCCGACGCCGAACUGCUCUCCCAGAUGCUCCUCCACCACCACAACCCUUUCCACGCCAUGGAAUCCUGCCUCCAGCUGAGCGGAAUCUCGCUCACGCCUUCCCUCCUCCACCAGACCCUCCUCCGUCUCCGCCACAGCUCCAAGAUCGCCCUAUCCCUCUUCCACUACUCUCUCUCCCUCCCUUCUUCUCCGGCCACCUCCGCCGCUUACAACAUCAUGAUCGAUAUCCUCGCGAAGGUCCACCAAUUCGACGUUUGUUGGCAGCUAAUCAUCCAGAUGGGGCAAAAAACCGACGUGGGUUCCGAUUCCCAGCCCAAUUUCACCACUUUCUCCGUCCUCAUUCGGCGGCUGAUCGCUGCGGGAUUCACCCGCCAAGCGAUUCGUGCGUUCGAUGAUAUGCAAGGGUUCGUCGGGCCGGUGGAUUCGACUCAUUUCUGCUUCCUGCUCGACACUCUGUGCAAGUACGGGCAUGUGAAAGUGGCUGUCGAGGUUUUCAACAAGAGGAAAUUCAGCUUCGUUCCCAAUGUCAGGAUGUACACUGUUCUAAUCUGCGGAUGGUGCAAGCUGGGUAGACUGGAUAUGGCGGAGAGAUUUUUGAGAGAGAUGGAUGAGAAGGGAAUCGAGCCCAAUGUCGUUACUUACAACGUUUUGUUAGAUGGGAUCUGCAGGAGAGCUAGAUUGCAGCCGGAGCAUAAGUUUGAGAAGACGAUUGUUUUGGCGGAGCAGGUGUUCGACGAAAUGCGCCAGAGAGGGAUCGAACCAGAUGUGACCAGUUUCUCCAUCGUGCUCCACGUCUACAGCAGGGCGCAUAAACCCGAACUUACUCUGGACAAGCUAAAGUCAAUGAAGGAGAAAGGUAUUUCCCCAUCCCUGGCAACCUAUACUUCAGCAGUGAAGUGCCUCUGCUCGUCAGGGAGACUCGAUGACGCGGAGAAGCUGCUCGAUGAGAUGGUAGUCAGUGGGGUGAGUCCAUCCGCCUCAACGUACAAUUGCUUUCUUAAAGAGUACCGAGGGAGGAAGGAUGUCGAUGGUGCUCUGAAGCUAUACAGAAGGAUGAGGGAUGAUGAUCAGUGUGCACCAAGUUCACAAACCUACAACAUAUUGUUGGUGAUGUUCGUGAAGUUGAAUCGAAUGGAUGUUGUCAAUGAGAUAUGGGGUGAUCUGAAAGGGAGCUGCUUGGGGCCGGAUUUGGAUUCGUACACACUGUUAAUACACGAGCUGUGUGAGAAGGAGAAGUGGCGGGAAGCUUGUGGUUUCUUCGUGGAGAUGAUAGAGAAAGGGUUGCUUCCCCAGAAGGUUACAUUUGAAACGCUCUACAGAGGUUUGAUACAGUCUGACAUGUUGAGGACUUGGAGAAGGUUGAAGAAGAAGCUUGAUCAGGAGUCAAUAACAUUUGGUUCUGAGUUUCAGAAUUAUCACUUGAAGCCAUACAGGAGAUAGAAGAAUCGCCAUGAUAAAGUUGUGCCAAGGUU